Styela clava is the source of this 2994-nucleotide messenger RNA. RefSeq lists its product as uncharacterized. The record is from RefSeq and is a predicted model, not a curated record. Lineage: Eukaryota; Metazoa; Chordata; Ascidiacea; Stolidobranchia; Styelidae.
AGUGCAGAUAUUUCAAAGGUUUACUGUUUAAAAUAACAAGUCAUGCCUACGUCCGUAUCGUCCUUCGCGAGUUCUGUUGGAUCAGUUACGUCAAGACUUGAACGGGAUUUUAGUGAACUUUCCAGCAGCAAACAGUCACAACGAAAUGGUUCACUGCUCGAUGUAAACCUUGGCGAGUAUGAUGAACAUCAGUGGAAAAAUAGACCUGCCACUCCUUUGUUGGGGAGAAGCUAUUCUGGGUGUUCUAUUAAGCGACGUCGUUGGAUUGGUUCAUCUCAUUUGGAAGAUAUAACAAACGACAUCAAUGGAAGUAUUUCCAAGAUAAGAUUGCCAAUUCUUCGGUACCUUCCUCAGCGUCGUAGAAAUUCUUUAUCUGAUCUGAGAGAUACUCUGGACGGCAUUCCUAAGAGAAACUUAUCUUUGUCGAAUUCGCGUGCUGCUUUGGAUGAUGAGUAUAUUUUCGAAGACGAAGACAAUAAUGAAGCGGCGCGACUGGUUUUGGAAACACUUGAAGACACGAAGCAGAAGAUUGAUCGAAUUCGAGAUUGGGUUAAUGAAGCAUCACGUAUCACAAAUCUGAAGGUUGUAGCCAACAACUCGACAUGGACAGAAAUCAAGCCCAAGAUUUCCUUUAUGAAUUAUUUAUUAGACAGAGCUCACAAGAUUGUCAUGGAUGACAAAAAGCAAGGGUUAUUACGUUCAUUUCCACCGAGAAAAUGCGAUUCUGAUUUCCAACUCGUUCCAGUGGGUAUGCAACAUAGGCGCUCUCAGGAAGAAGUUGAGAAUAAAUGCAAUCAGCAGAACGCAUGGUGUACAGCAAAGAAGCAUACGGACAUUCAUCAGACACCUAAAUCUAAGACUUCAGCAAAUAUAGGGCCCGACGGAGGUGAAUUACGAAUUGGAAACUCAGCAAUUCUAAAGAUACCUGCUGGCGCCUUGAUUGAACCAACGGAAAUAUCAAUCGAGGUCAUUGAUCCAAGAUACACAACCUCAGAAGAAGGAUUCUAUGACAUUACACCAACAGUUCGUUGCUCUCCCGAUGGAUUGACUUUUCCCGAAGAUAAACCAGCUCAUUUAAGUCUUGCCACAUGGGCUCAGAAACCUAUAAAUAUAAAAAACAUGACUGUAACCGCGUUUAGCUAUUCCGACAGGACAGUAGACGAUGCUUUUUCACAAAGUAUUUCCAUUCACAAAAACAAAAUGGUCGAAAUUGAAUGUCAGCAUUUCAGUCGUAAAAAGGUCGCAAUAAAGAAAGAUGAAAACUUUGAUAUCCGUUUGCAGUAUUUUCUAUGCUGUGAUUCUCACGAUAACUUUACCACAGUUUGCAUCGUUUCCGAGGAAUACCACGUUCAAAGCUUCCUUGACAAACAUCGAUUUUGCGAGAUUCUCAUCCCACCAAGUUCUGAAGUUGUGCUCGAAAAAAACCAACGUUUCACUUCUUUACUGGAAGUUUUUCAACCUACAACGUUCAACUUUUUACCAAAUCAUCACCAAAGCUUGGAUAUCAGUGAUAAGUUCCUCAAAGAGAAAGGCGGCUCAAUCAACAGUAUAUUAAGUUAUACGACAGAUGAUCCGGCAAAGAUUAUUUACGACUAUUUUGUCAACGAAUUCCACCAAAAACGAUCUUUGAAAUGGCCGGUCCAGAUUUAUAAAGGUCCGAUGACUGAAAAUCGCAACAUCAUAAAAGAAUUGAACACGAUGGUUUACGGCGAAACGUCGAAGAUAGAUAUCGCUGGCGGAGAAUAUCAGAUCGGGGGCCAACAUUCGUACGGGACUUUUGGAGCGGUAAAGCGAAGAGAAAUAAUCGAAGACAUCAAAACAAGUGGAAUGUCAGAAGCUACAAUAACAAACACAGAAGCAUUGCCAUGCAGAAACAAGAGCAAUGAAAGUGGAACGUCAGAGAAUACACUAACAAACACGAAAGUAUUGUCAUACAGGCAAAACCCUCGUGCCGAAUUGCCUACUCAAAAUGAUUCGGCGAAGACAAUAGAAAAUACGGAAGUAUUGAAAUGCAGCUUACCACCAAAAGUCAAGUCGAAUGGCAUCAUCAUAACGAACGGUCCUGAACAUUUAGAUGAGAAAGAGAAGAAAUCUUCGAGAUCAAAACAUCACAACAAAAAAGCAAAUUGCGUGAUUCAAUAAAAGGAUUCCAUAGUUGAUACUUCGGAUUCUAACCUGUAACACCUGACUCGUUCUUAUAUCUUCGACAUUUCAUUUUUGGAUACGAAGUGAACCUACAAACCGUUUUGCUAAUUAUGACAUUGUUCCAGUAUAAUUUCCCAUGAACUAUGACGUAUUGUUCACCAGCAUUGACAUUACUUUUGAAAUCAACAUAUUAUUUUGCAAUUAACGUAUCAUAUCAUCACCCUCCACUGCCUUGAUAGGCAAUGCCCAAACAAGAACACCAUGGUCUUCUUGAAAAUGUUGGAUUUUGCAAAUUAGUUGCACUUGUUGAGAUCGAAUAUGUCUCAUGACUAUUCAAUCUUUCCAUGUUUGCACAAAUAAGGAAGGGGCGAUGACUCAUAAUUAUAUCAUUCAUAUUAUCAUAUUAUUCAUAUCUUCAGAGAAUUUUGGUGUGAGAUAGAAGGCUAUUUCUUGACUUACUUAUACUCUACACGCUGCUACUAUUGUUCCUUUCUGUGAAACAUUCACGUAAAAAACUACAAAUGUAAUAUUUCUCCCAAUUGUCAACAACUAAAAUCUAAUAUAUAUGGCACCCUAGACAUCUCUGCAUAAUGUAUCUUGCGUUGAAUUAUGAAUAACUUUCAGUUUUAUGUUUGUAAAUACCGGUAAUAGGUGCCUUGCUUAACUUUUUAUGCCAUAUCCAGAAUAUAUAUAUGUACAGCAUACAGGCCCAAUUUUUGUUAUAUCCGGCCCGUUGGGUAAUUCAAUCUGAUCCGCCUGUUGUUGCUGUCACAACCAAACUGAAAUCAAAUUUUGAUGUUUCAGCUAAAAUAGAUCAAGGAAUUUGUUGAGAUUGCGCUUAAAUUUAGU